This is a messenger RNA of Penaeus monodon (black tiger shrimp), 5371 nucleotides long. RefSeq lists its product as uncharacterized. Bases 699 to 3521 code for a protein of 940 amino acids. The transcript has 4 exons. The record is from RefSeq and is a predicted model, not a curated record. NCBI's taxonomy places the organism in Eukaryota, Metazoa, Arthropoda, Malacostraca, Decapoda, Penaeidae.
AGUGUGCCUUGGACCACGGCAGAGAAAGGUCGUGAGUGUGUGUUGCUCUGUCUCCAUGAGUGGCCGCUGUCUGAACUGCUACUGAAAUACUACGUGUUUUAGCGACAUUUCGCUAAUGUGAUUAUGGUUUAUGGAGUGACACACUGCCAAAAAAGAAAAUGAAUUUGUAGUGAUCUGUUCAUUUGCUUUUAAUGAUAGACAAGGAGACUUCGAAGUAAUGAACUUAGCUGAUAUAAUUGGAUGAUUUCGGUAGUUAAUUCUGAAUCCGAAAUAACUGACGUCGGGUGCAGCCGUCUGGGGGAGUGUGCUCCAGUCCACACAAGUAGGGUCAGCAAGGCUCGCAGCUCACUCGCCCUCUCUUCAGCAUGUGCUCAUGAAACCUGUUGAUCAGGUCAGAAGGAACGAAGCAGUGCAACAUUUGAACCAUAUAGUUAUAACUUGGUAAUAAUCAUACUUGUGGGGGGAAAGGUGCAACGCAAUUUAUGAGGUUGCUGGACACGAGAGUGAAACUUACUAAGAAAAAUAAUAAGUAGAGAAAGAAGUGCUGUUGAAGUAUAAUGUGAAAAGUUUGUAAAUGCUAUAAUUCUAGUUAUCACCAGUAACAGAUGUGUUCCUUGUUAAAAGGGAAACCUACUACUAUUUGUGUUCCUGGAAAACAUAGAGCGUCACUGUUGCUAGCACAACAUUUGGUGUGAGUGAUGGGUCAUUUCGGCAUCACGGAGACCGAUCGUUUGAUGGGCGUGGACUCCUGUGGGUCCGCCCCGGGAAAAGAAGAGGUGAUCAUGGGUCGAUGCUUUCCCCUGGAUCGUCCUGGGGCCACCUGUAAGACUUCGACUGCCCCAGUUGUGAGAGGUGUUGUCUAUAAAGACAACAAAGGCCUUAAGGCUUCCUCAAGCACAACAUUUGGCGUCAUUAAGAAAGAAAUCCAAAGUUCUAUGGCAUCUGCAAACCAAAGUCUUGAAAGUGAUAGUGGCGUUCAGGGCUCCAAGCUGGUAAUAAAUGAUAGUGCAGCGAAGGACUUCAGCUCCUCUAACUCAUCCACAGGCAGAGAUCAUGAGACUGACAUGAGGAGCACCACAAACCAAGCUGUGCCGGAUCGUACCGCUGACGGCAAUGCCACGAAGGCCAGACUUUCCAGGGCGUCCGCGAGAACGGUUCCCGACGCUAGCACAGAAGUUUCUCCUGUCCCAAGAGAGCGCUCGAGGUUGAGGUUCAAGGAAGACUCAACUCCCAAGCGCGAAAUUUCUGCAGAGCGAGUUCUGGUGCCGCCUGCUGUGAAGCAAAAGGUAAUGAUGCAAAAUGCUGGGGAAAAGGCAAGCAUUCGAAUGUUGGCGGCACCCAGGUCCCACUCUUACGAUGAAGCCAACGCCAGGUGGCAGCACGAGAACAGAAGGCAAACUGGACCAGUUCCUUACCCCGCACAAAAGUCCUUGCCUUACCAAAGGUCUUGUAUCUAUCCGUCAAGUGUCAGUCCAACGGACAGGGAGUCUGGCAAACCCGACGGCCCAUCUGCAUCUGAGCCUAGAUACCUUCAACAAGAAAUUAUGCAAAUGCCGCAAAGACCCAAAGAGGAAGUGAAAGAUAGUAUCCAGUAUAUGACGAAAAAUGAGCACGUAUAUUUUGGCGUUCAGUACAUCCCUAAAAAAGAGCAACCAGUCCUGAAGACAAUUCUUAAAGAUCCUAGGAAGAGCCAGUCAGAGGAGGAGAAAGGGACUCGACAGCUGACUGGAAAGCAGGCGUGGGAAGCAACGCAGAAGAAAAAGGCGCUGAUGCGGGAGGAAUUCUUCCGAGUUCCUUACGAGGAGUGUAACAGAGAAGCUUUACGGGGUUUGGGAGGACGACUCAAUAAGUCAGAGCCGAGGAUGCACCUCGUGGGAAGAGAGAGAAAAAAGAGGAACUCCUUUUCGUGCAAGAGGAGGGUUCAUUUCGAGCUCGAUUAUAUUAAUGACGAGAAGAAAAGCACAGACGACGAGUCGAAGCCUGCUUUUCCUUUCACGCCAUCGAUGCAGAUUGGCCAUCCUCAGAAUACGAAAUCGAGGUCGGGACGCCCCACGGAUCUCGAUGUGCUGAUGAAGACUAUAAACAAAGGUAAAGGAACAGGGACAACAGGACAAAAUCUCGCCCCAUGCAGUGUACCAGAUCAAGUUCAAAAUACCCGUGAAAACAAAGUGCGAGUUUUCAAGUCAUUAAUGGAAUCAAAGUUUGACAGCAACCAUAACUUUGUGGAAUGUGAUGGAUGCCAGCACCUCAUGAAGAAGGCUUCUGAAGUUAAACCAGGUUUAACAAACACUUCUUCGGAUAUACUUGUACCGACUUCAUAUCAGAUUUUGAAGUCGUGUACUGCCUUACCUUCUCCUAUGUCUGCCGCUUCUGCUUGCCAGUCCACGACCUGCACUCCCGACGACAGUCAUUCUGCUGUAGACCUCUCGACACAAGGGCAGUCCAUCAAAAACAGUCAUGCAGCCAGUCACUCAGUCAAACCUAGUCAAUCUACUUCCAGCCCCCCACCAGUUAGCCUCUCCAACACUUUCGCUUCAGCGUCCAGUCAGUCAGGUAACUCUUCUCCCCCCUGUAAGCCUCAGCCCUCUGUGUUGGCUCCUGCACCCUCACCAAGACAUAGCUUGCUUUCUUCCCAAUCCACGCCCGAACGACAAGCACUCGUAACCCCUGCUGAGCAACUCACUUUCUCGGCUUUAAAUCAGUCAUCCAACACAUGUCUCUCGACAGCCUUUUCACGAGCAUCGUCGGGACGAGGUCGUUAUCAUCAAUCCGAGGACCAGGAAACACAAUGGCCGUUUAGCAAUCAUGAAAAACCAUUCGCGGGGAACGCCGGUCAGAACAGUACCUUAUCCUUCCCAAACCCAGCACCUCGGGAAACCACAAAUCAACAGACAGCAACUUCCUUGUAUCACAGUCAGCCAGAAAGAGUCUACGAUCACAAACGGACGAAAUCUCAGACACGUGAUCCAGAUGUUCAGACGAAGUUGAAAUCAUACCAUCAGAUACCCAGUACCCAAACUGGCACGACAAACAGAACAAAUAAAGUUCCCUUCAGAAGUCGAAGCUCAUCAUUCGAUAAGAAUUAUAUGUCGAAAAAAUCACAGAACAUUUCAAAAGAACCGCACAUAAGGAAGGGUGAUUAUAGAAUUGUUUACCCUGAAAAGUCAAACAAAGAAAAUGUAGAAGCCCCACAAAUGAACCCAAAGAAAACUAGUCUUGAUGAUAGGGGAAACCAAGUCAAUAUUUUGAUGACCAAAGGCGAAAGUUAUUCUAAACAUAACAUAGUCUUAAAUAGUCACGUGACGUCAUCGACUCCAAAAGUAACAGUGAAGAGGAUAUACUUACCGGUUUCCUCCACCCCAGCAAGAUCCCCGCCGUCUCCAACGCCCUCCUGUGCCUCUUCGAGUUGUUCCUUUGGUUCGUCAGGUAGUUCGUCAGGUUGCUUCUCCGGCUCGCCUUCGCCCACCCCGACCCCCUCGCCCACGAGGGGCAGGGCGUCGUGUGCGCCGACUGACCUGUGAAGAGUUGGCUUGGUUGCGGCGCGAGGAAGGAUUGGCAGGGAAGGAAUGAAAAUAAGUUGGAAUUAAGAAAAAGAGAAGAAAAUAGAAGAAAUCUGUACAAUAAAAAGAACGGAAACAUAAAUUAAAUACCAUAAGCGAUAUAUGACAACCGAGAUAACGUUCGUCAUCGUCCACGAAGCCCAGAUGGGACGAUGGAGAGAACAGCGAUAACUUAAUGAUGAGAAAAAAUAUUGCCAAGUGUGACUGGAACCCCAGCGGUGUAACGGAGAUUUGAACAAGCAGUUUCGCAUUUCAAACUCUCAACUCUCGUCUCCGUCGUAAGCGUAAACAGGACAUCAAAGGGGGUCUUUUCAUCGGGGCCUCGAUGCCUUGAGUAAUUACAGAGAAAUACAAUGAGUCACCUUUCGUGACGUGAACUACGGGGCUUUCAGAUAAACGGAGAGGGACGGUAGCGUUAAAGUCGAGUGAAACCGCCAUUCGCCAGACGGCAACCGUAUCGUAAAGGUGCCGCGCCUUCUUGAGAAAGGUGUACAUAACAGGCGUGGGAAGAUAAAGAGCUUACUACAUAUAUACAUAUAUAUUGAGGGAGAAAGAGCGAAUCAGCACUGGAAGGAAGCCGAGAAUAUCCCCACGCAUCUCUACAUCAGCUUACUUGAUUGUUCGGAUUGCGAAUCAGCUCGCGGGGUAGCAUUACUCGUGUCGCCUGCCCGCUGUAAUGCAAUGCCUGUGACAGAAACGCCCAGCCCAAACGACCACGUGCUGCCCCACACCCAGCACAAUGAGAUCUCAGACGCCAAUAUCCAUAGUCUAAGUGCAUGAAUCCUGUAGCGACAAGGAUACGCGAACAAAAGGGAGAUAGAAAGAGAGGCGGAUAGGCUAAACGAAAUCAUUCAGCCGGGUCGGGUCAACUGCUGCUGCUGCCCUCAUCCUUCCUGCGGAGAGGGAGAGCGAGAAUUGCCACCCAGCGAUGCGGGCUAAUCUCAUGAUUGGUGGAACAAGGGCAUCCCGGAUCGCGUCGUAAGGACUUUAGAUUCCCUUAAGGAACUGCUUCUUUCCUUCAACUAGAAUCGUUCUUUCUCUUCAGAUAAGAGAGAUACGAACUGAUAAGCAGCAAUGUUCUUCCCCGCCUAACAGAAGGGACGAGAGUGUUGUCCCGGAACCGAGUUGAUUAGUAAAUCCAUUUUUGGUUCCUAUUUUCUUUAAGGAAGAGCGAGGUGUAUAAGCUGCAGCAUCUUUUGUUUGCCUCGUAACUCUCAGAGCUUUAAUGUUUUAUUUGCUAGAGUGAAUAUUUUUCAUCAUUGCAUUUAUACUAGUCUGCUUUUAUUUAGAGAAAUAUAUAUAUAUAUACAUAUAUAUAUAUAUAAUAUAUAUAUAAAAUAUAUUUAGGGAUUAAUAUAUAAACACGUAUAUAUAAAAGUAUGUCAUAAAUGAUACAAGUAAAACAUCUUUGUGCAUUACUUUCUUGUGGAGAGAGAAAAGGAAAACGUCUGUGGCACAUGGAAAAGGAAAUAAAAUAGAGGCAAUAGUUUCUUAGGCGUCGAGAGCACUCAGUGACCGGAGGCGCGUUCAGUGCCAAGCGCCUCUUUACUUAAGACUGUUUACUACCCAUCCCUUCCUCCCCACCCACUACACACAAACACACACCUCGGGACUACAAUCUCAAAGUUCUGCCAGUCAGCAAACCAAGGACCUCUGCCAACGCGCGAGGCACAGUGCCAACACUACAGAGAGCAGUGCCAGGCUGAUAAAGGGCAGCGUCAUCAUUGCAGCCAACUGAGGUCAUUUGCCCAGUCCUAAUGAGCGAUUGCUACUAGCGCUAUCAAGAUCGCAGCGAGUGUCAAGAAGGGCCU